Messenger RNA from Girardinichthys multiradiatus, 3751 nucleotides. RefSeq names its product intelectin-like. Lineage: Eukaryota; Metazoa; Chordata; Actinopteri; Cyprinodontiformes; Goodeidae. Gene Ontology annotation, molecular function: oligosaccharide binding. The coding region runs from base 1 to 1023 and encodes 340 amino acids. The transcript is spliced from 7 exons. The record is from RefSeq and is a predicted model, not a curated record.
AUGGGGGUGUUUCAGGUAGACUGGCAGGGUUUCAACACGCCUGCUUUUAACAGCCCCUCAAUGGUGUCAGCCAUUCCCGCCUCUGCAGCAGGAUACUUAAACGAAACGACUGACCUCCCAGAAGUUAUUGUGGAAGGCACAGAGAAACUCACCAGGACAAACUUUGAAUGGUUGCGGAAAGUGAGCGACAGAUCCAAAUACAUUGCCCGAAGCUGUAAAGAAAUCCUGGAUAAACAUGAUGAACGAGAAGAUGGGAUAUACUACCUGACCACAACUAAUGGGAUGAUAUAUCAGACUUUCUGUGACAUGAACACUGCUGGAGGUGGCUGGACACUGGUGGCCAGUGUCCAUGAAAAUAGCGUUUAUGGACGAUGCACUGUGGGGGAUCGCUGGUCCAGUCAGCAGGGUAACAAUCCAAAUCAGCCGGAUGGAGAUGGAAACUGGUCCAACAGAAACACCUUUGGUGUAGUAGAGGGUGCUACGUCUGAUGAUUACAAGAAUCCAGGUUACUAUGAUAUCUUUGCGGCAGACGUGUCUUUGUGGCACGUUCCCAACAACUUCCCAGUGGAGCACUGGAACCUGGCAGCCAUUCUUCGCUACCACACUGACAGUAACUUCCUUCGUCUUUAUGGGGGAAACCUCUUUAACCUGUUUAAGCAAUUUCCAGUAAGGUACAAUGUUGGCACGUGCUCCAGUAGGGGACCAGCAGUUCCUAUUGUGUAUGACCAUGGGGACAGGGAGUCCACCAGAUAUCUAUAUGGAAUGGAAUCAAGAAUGGAGUUUGAUCCUGGCUUCAUCACAUUCAGACCCAUAAACAAUGAACAAUCAGCCAUGGCUAUCUGUUCUGGGGUCAAACCCAGAGGGUGCAACUCUGAACAUUAUUGUAUAGGAGGAGGAGGAUAUUUCCACCCGGACCAGUGUGGAGAUUUCCCAUCAUUUGACUGGGACAGGCUGGGAAGAGAACAAGGCUGGAGCGCCUCCAAGGAGAUGACCGAGUCUGCUGUCCUGCUGUUUUACCGCUGAGGGGAUAUAGUCUGUUAGAUAAAUGUACCUAAACAACUCACCAGUAGAUGGCACUACAAUACCGUCUAUUUAAAUGAAACCAACUGGAAGUUCUGGCCAACUUAAACAGGUAGCAGUGAGAAAAUUAGAGUAUUAGAGACUCCUCAGUGAAUACAAAAAUAGAAUGAUGUAAUUACGAGUGACCUCAUGGAUUUUUUUUAACAUAGAGAGCACUCAUGAUGAUAAGAAUGAAGUCAUAUAACUUGGAUACUAAGUUUCCUUUUAUUUAGAAGUAGUUAGGUUUUCAAGUCUCCGUCUCCAACGAGUCUAACAGACCCAACAGCCUCUUGUUAUUUCUGGAAAUAUUUGUUGCCAUGUUAUUUUGUUAUGCUUUUUCAAAGAUGUCUGAGUGUAUUUUAAGAGAUUUACAAGGACCCUUCAGCAGCCAAUCAAAUGCAUGUUUCUCACAAGUUGUUCAAUUUCAUGCUAAAACAACACAACAAAAAAAGAGAGGCAAAUUAAAGGAAAGUCAAAGGUGUUUUCAAAAAACAAAUGGGCAGUAAAGAUUUUGGGGAAAUAGGGCAGUUUCUAAAGGACAGUUUUCAGUAACUUUUCGUCCAGGUGUGUACUGUAGGGUGUUUUAGUAAUUUUUCCUCCUUUGAGGUCCUUCGAUGUUUCAAAUGGUUUGCAACUUCAGUAAAAUGUUUCUUGCUGUAGUCCUUCAUACUGAAGAAAACCAUGUCAGUGGUUUACAGAAGAGAACCCUGUACGGAGUGUUUAUUAAGUGCUGGCAAUAUUUUUGACAGCCCGGAUAAAGAUGUGUAAAAAGCCUUAGAAUGAUUUUAGCUCUUACUGUGGUAGCAUAAUUACACAGUGAGGAUAUUUGUAAAAACCUCUGUAAAAUUAUUUAGAAGGGCAAUAAUCCCAGCUAAGCUUAAUAGUUGAUUAUAUUAUUUCCUAACACUCAAGAAAUGUACUAGGGAUGUUUCUACAAAUUUUCAGUGUCAGAUGACACCACUGCAUAAAGGAUUAAUUAAUUUUAAGGCUUUUAACACGUCUUUACUAGGGACACAGUUGAUGAUUGCCCUCAAACAGCUAACAUUACAUUACAAGUAAACCCCUUGAAUUAAAGUCUAAAUUUCCUUCUUCGUGGCUGCAUUUCAGCUCUGCUGAUGUAAAACUCUGAAACUAUCACUAUUGAGGGCAGGCAUUGCAUUAGUGGAAUCAGUUCAUUUAUUAUACAGAAGCACAGAUUAUCCCCACGUCACUAAAAAGGAUUACCAUUUCUCCCUCAGUUAUGCUGGUAUUUCUGUUAGUUCUGAAGAACUAAGUUACCAAUUCCUAUUCCAUGUAUGGCUCAGUUUAAAAUGCAAACACAAAAAUCUUGUGAAACAAACUGAAUUAAAUUUUAUUUUAAUUUUUUAAUAGUGAUGCACAAAUGAGGAUGUUUAGUCCCUGACACUGAUCCGAGUCAUUUCACAAUACAUAUUUACUGAUACUAAGUCCCAUUCUGAUACUUCAUCAAAAUCAAUGCCAUGUACAUGCAGUAAAAAACGUACAGUAUAUUGAGUUAGUAUCACAUGGUCGAGAGUAUCGUUAUUGUCUCAUAUCUAACUCACUCACCAAUGACGUUCAGGACGGCACAGUCUUUCUUUUUCUUGAUAAAGACAGAUGUUUUGUCCAAACCAGAGUUUCUGCAGCUCAGCCAUAUGAUGCUGCUCCAGCAUAAUAGGUUAAUUAACUAGGUUAAGAAAGCUACCAUAAUGUCUUGACAACACAUGAAAAGCAUAUGGCUUUACCAUUUCUCUAAAGAUAUUUAUCCCACUCAGCACUCACACUGAUAAUUGGUUGCAAUAUAUUCAGAGCUCUUUUUUUUUAGGCACUAGUGGCCUUUAUUUUGCAAAUGUCACCAGGUCUGGGACUCGAACCCGGGACAGCCGCUUCGAGGACUAUAGCCUCUGCACAUGGUCGUGUGCUUUUCGCCCCUACACCCUCCCCUAUAUUCAGAGCUUUUGAUGGGGUACAGUGUGAUUGCGGGUUACUGAUGACAUUUAGUUAUACAGGUGGAAUCAAAGACAUGAUUUUGGACACAGAAAGUGUAGGACACAAUAUAGUACCAUCUGGAGCAGACCGGAUCGACUUUUUAAUUACUCUGUUCAGAUGAGAAUCUCACCUGGUUACACACAUCAUGCAGCUGGUCAACAGAGCUCAUGAGGGGGCAAACUUUCUAAAGACAAGAUGUUUAAUACUAAUAAAACAUUUUAUUAACUUCUAGAGCUGCAUCAUCCACAGCAUCCUAACAAACCUCAUCAAAGUGUGGUAUUAUACAAGUCUAAAGUCAAGAAAAUGGCAGCUAACAUCUAUGCAGACCCUACACAUCCUGGACACAAACUAUUUAGACUUUUACCUUUAGGUCGGUGCUUCAGAGCACUAUUUGUAAAAACGAGCCGCCAUAGAGACAGUUUCUUCCCCCAGGCUGUUUCUCUGUUGACCACAAUAAACGCCUCACAGCCAGAUUAGUCAGCUACUCUGCUGAAAAUAAUCAAAACCUGCCUUCCGCAUUUUAUGUACAUUUAGAAAAACACACAUACACUUGUACAUACUGUUCCUUGUCCCUAUUUAUUUGUUUUUACACAAUGUGGUUGUUGUUUGGAUUGAUGUUGAUAUAUGAUGUGAGAGAUGGAAACUAAAAUCAAAUUCCUUGUUUGUGAUCACAAACCUGGCCAAUAAAGUUGAUUCUGAUUCUGAA